CAUUCCUCUGCCGUUAAAGGCUCCCCGAAACGCGUGAGAGCUGCGUCCCCGGUGACCGGAAUGAUCUGACUCCCCCCGGCGAGUUAGGACUUUGCGUUUGGACGAAGUGCGAUUGUAAAAGUCGCUCUCAGGCCACUUGGUGCGGCCAUUUCUUGCAGCGUUCAGCAGUGAAACCCACGUCAUUCUGUCAAACACCCCCCUCCCCUCUUUUUUUUUUCCCCCCUCCCUGUUGGACCAACAUCCAGAGUUUGGAAAACAGCUGGAUAGAGAUCUUGGAUCCGGAGCGCAAUCAUGAUGACCGGAUUUCGGCUGAACAUGUCGCCGCUGAAGGAGCCUCUGGGCUUCGUCAAACUGGUGGAGUGGCUCACGGCCAUAUUUGCUUUUGGAAGUUGUGGUGGAUUCUCAGGGAGGAACAUCGUAUCUCUCUUCUGCGGCGAUGGGAGGAAUGAAACUCUCAGUGCCAACUUCCACUACCCAUUUAGGUUAAGCCAAGUCCCGCUCGUCGAGGGAAACACCACUAUUUGUAACCACUCUGUCACGACGACUCACAUGGUGGGAGACUCAGCCUCCUCAGCCGAGUUCUUUGUGGGUAUCGCUAUUGUCUGCUUCCUGUACAGCAUGGUGGCUCUGUUGGUUUAUUUAGGCUACAUGCACGUCUACAAGGACUCUGACUUUGGACCCAUUUUUGACUUUGUGGUCACAGCGAUCCUGGUCUUCCUGUGGCUAGUGUGCUCAUCUGCCUGGGCGAAGGGCCUGCAGAAUGUGAAGGACGCCACAGACACUGAAGGCAUCAGUGCCACGCUGGCGCUCUGCAAGGGCAGCAACAUCACCUGUGAGGUCACGGAGUUUGCCAGCAUGCGAACCCUCAACAUCUCGGUGGUGUUUGGCUACCUCAACAUGUUUGUGUGGGCGGGCAACGCCUGGUUUGUGUACAAGGAGACUCGUUGGCACUCUCAGAAAUUCUCAUCCCAGUCUGGACAUGGAAGACAACAGGUCCCUGCACCCAUCUAAUUGAGUCCCGUUGCCCCCUAGUGGUUGUUAUCAGAUAUGGAAACGUCUGCACAAGACUAAACUAGGAUUAUUCAGUAACGACACCAGUGUGGAGAUGUCCUCUUUCUCGUAGUACGUUGAUGAGGUGAAUCCAUAAGAGUUUUUACUCUCAAAGAUGCUCCUCGGCAAGGUAAAGCUGUGCAUUCAAGCAGACGAGUUAAAUUGUUAAGCUUUAAGACACUAAGACAUACACUGUGUAAAAAUGCCUCCAACCCAAAUAUUAGGGAAGGUAGCGUGUACAUUAAGUGUAUAAUAUCCUUAUCACAACAUGCACAUUGCACUCUUAUGGCGCUUAAUUUGCAUUGAUGAUAUCCCUCUAAGCGCUAUGAGAGUGUAAAACCAUAAAGAAUACUUGAUUGAGAGUUGGGUACUUAAUUAAUUCAGGAAGGUGAUGCUGUGUGAGUGCAGCCAGAGUUUGAAAUCUUUCAGUUCCUCCGAAGGCUUUGAUUUAUUUAGCAUCUACCAAAGUACCAGUUAAAGGAUAAAUCCUUCCUUUUCUUGUAAUACCAUGUUGAAUGUAGUAGAAACUUGCUCUUGCUUUUCAAUCGUUUUUUUUUCUUUUUUUGCAUCACUGUUAAACAGAAACUAUUUUGCCAAAGCAAUAUUUUCUUUUUUCCUGUUUAAGCUUAUUUCAUAUCUGUGAUGUUAAAUCAAUAAUCCUGUUGUUGUUCGAACCAGUCCGUCUUGUUUUUUGAUUUUCUAGUUUUUUUGAAUCCUCCAUGAGACACUAAACAGUGAGCUGCUGUAGUGUUUUUUAAACUCUGUCACUUUCUUUGUUUUAUUUUUCAUUUUCAGUAUAUGUAGACAGUUAGUUUGAUUGGUUUUUGAUUUUCAUCUUUUUCUAUUGACUUUAUUGUAAAAAAUGUAUGUUGGAUGGUGUUUCUAAUUCAUUUAACUUUGCUGAAGGACAAACUUAAAUGAAACAACAACUGUGUGUGUCGUACUGGUUAUGCCGCUGCUCUUUUGUAGUCAUCAUCCAACACACUAUAGCUUUGUCAAUGAUUCCUAUGCAUUUAACCUGCCAAACUGUCUUAUUCAAGAGAGACAUACACUCUGUGAAAUGACAAAUUUCAAUGUACCUUUGUUUUUUAAAUAAAAAUUAAUGAUUUUUUCAUUAAUCUCUUUAGUGAACCUCUUAUCCAUCUGCAAAUUUGCAUGUGGUUGUAUGUGUGCAUAUACAUGUCUGUGACUG
Molecule: messenger RNA, 2242 nt
Organism: Xiphias gladius (swordfish)
Lineage: Eukaryota; Metazoa; Chordata; Actinopteri; Istiophoriformes; Xiphiidae
Gene: sypl1
Product: synaptophysin-like 1
Exons: 6
Coding region: 292-1011 (239 amino acids)
Cellular component (GO): synaptic vesicle; synaptic vesicle membrane
Source: RefSeq, a predicted model, not a curated record